This is a messenger RNA of Equus caballus (horse), 4682 nucleotides long. RefSeq lists its product as uncharacterized. Lineage: Eukaryota; Metazoa; Chordata; Mammalia; Perissodactyla; Equidae. The record is from RefSeq and is a predicted model, not a curated record.
UCUUCCUCAGAAAAAAGAGGAGGAUUGGCAGAUGUUAGCUCAGGGCUAAUCUUCUUCGGAAAAAAAAAAAAUUGAACAGAUACAGGACUUGCUAGUAGUGUCUAUCUAUCCAGUAACAGACCACAUGGAUGGUAUCACUUUAUAUCAGGUGCUAAGCAGCCUUUAGUCCUGAAUUUUCCGUUGAUGCUCUCAUGAGUUUUGUGACACUUCAUCUCAUUUAUCCCACCCCGUGGGGACAUGACCUCAUAUUUCCAUUUUUAAAAAAAUAGCUAAAUAAAUCCUCUUAAGGCCCCAUUCCUGUUAUAGGACACAGAGGUCAACAGGAAUGCCCUGUGUACUGAUACACACUCAGGUCCGAGGACCAAGAGUGCCGAGCGCAUCAGGGAUGUCUCAUCCCAAACAAUCUACUAGAAAGCGCAUCUCCAGAAUCUUUCCUGAAGAUUUUUUCUUUCCAAACCAAAGUCAUCUACCUGGAAAGAACUAAAGUAAAAUGUGAUCCACUGGCCUCUCUCAAGGCCUUCAUAUAUACAGCCUGUUGCGUUCUUUAUAGUCCAACAACAGUAGAUAAAUGUAUUAGAAUGUUCCCAGGCAGUACUUCUAUUACUACUUUUAAUCAAUUUACAUAAAAAUUCUGUCUUGUUCAAUAUAUCUAGAAAAUGGCCAUAAUUUUAAGAUAUGCAAGUGUAUUUCUGUAUUUCUACCAUGGGAGAAUCCAUCAUCUCCUGAAGUAUAUUUCUACUAUGGGAGAUUAAGCUUCAUAAGUGAUACCUCCACAGGUUUACGUAAAAUGUCAAGCUUUUGAGAGAGUAUGGGAGUUCUAGCAGAAGUUCACUCCCAUUCACAUCAUAUGCUCCUUUUCUAUGUAAACAUUUACUCUGGAGUUUUUCUUAACUUUGAAGUAGCAGUUAAUAUAAGUUCAGUUUCAUUCUGAUCAUGGGUUUCUGUCCUUGAAAAAUAUUUCUCAGAACUUAUUCAUUUAGAAAUAUGUUCAUGUAUAAUGGUGUAAAAAUAUUUUGUGCCAUAUGUUAUAAUCGCCUUGCAAACAUAAGUGAGAAAAUUAUGAAAGUUCAAAAGAUUUUCUGCAGGAAGAGAGAACGCUAAACAAAUUCAGGAAAUAAAAAAAGCUCAAUUAUUGGUUUUCAUCCUACAUUAACAUGAUUUCAGAGUCAUUUAUGCUACUAAAUCAAUAUCUUGAAACCUAAUUUAAAAGAGGUAGUCUAUUAAGUUAAAUCUCUUAAGAUUUUGCUAUCUGUCCUUGUAAUCUCUAUGACAGCUUUAUCUUGUCAUUUGACAUCCAAGACCCCUUCCAAAUACUAGUAGAGUUUCGUUUUUCGGAUAACUUUGUAAUUAACAUGCUAACGAUUUUAUGUAUUUAGAUUCAGCAAAAUAUCUUCAGAUCUAGACCACAGCAUAAAAUAUUUUUUAUAUUCACUGCCAUGCCUUUCCUGCAUUUCUCUGUCUCUGUGUUUUGAUGCGUCAUUAUUAUUUUCUUGGUUUAUUUUAUUUUUAACUUCAUAAACCCUGCUCGUUUCUAAGUUGGCUUCCAGUGAACCAGCCCCUCCUCCCAUGCACAAAGCUUCACCUGGCCCACGUAAAGGAGGUCUCCAGGGACUCGCACAGGGGGCGCUGUCCCUGACAGCCAAGUGUCCGCCAGCAAACCCUUUGGCCCUGACACCACCUCCUUUUCUGGACAGCUUCUUGGAUGAAUUAGAGAAACUAAGUACUUUAACCUUAUCUGGUGACCAAGACAAAUCAAAUAUCCUAGAGGAGAUCACCCUUGAAAUUCAGGAGGAGCCCUCAGUUCUCUUUCCGUUGCCUCCAGCAUCUCUACCUGCCACAUCACCACCCUCUCUGCUCCCUUUCACCGGCUCUGGUGUCAGCUCAGCCACAGCCCAGCUCUCUGAGGCAGUGCCACUUCAGGAUCCCAGAAUGACACCUCAAAACAAGUUUGCAGAUCUGACAAAAAUGAGAAGGGGCUUUUCGGGCCCUGACAAAGUACCUAAAGUCCUAGGCGAUAAGUUCGUGGCCUCUGCACACACCAGUGUGGGUCCCUUGCCCCAAACCCUCCCUGUCAUUGGAGAGGAAGAUGAGGAAAUUGGUGAGGGGGUCAUGUCAGGCAUUCGAAGAAGGCCAGAAUCUCAAGAAGCAGAUGCCUUGUGGUGUGGCCAUGUUGGCACAGAGACGACACCAAGCCUGCACAUUGAAGAGGAGGAAGAGGAGAGAAAAACUGACUACUUAAAAUAUCCAGUAGCCAGCCCCACAGAUCCUAGGACCCCUAAGGAAGACAGCAAUGCAGCAAAAACCAGUAAUGAGACACCUUCGUUCUCUCCGGGCGACCGAGCAUCUACACCUUUUCCCAGCUGUCUUCUUUCCUCCCCUCCCUUUCAUUCUCCCUUGGCCUCUGACUCUGAGCUGGUCUCUACAGUCUCUCAGCCUCCCCAGCCCUGCUCACCUCCUCUCCUCCCUAAAUACUCUUAUCAACAGGAGAUAAAUUCACCAAAAUUAAAGGCUGAUUUAAAAAGCAAGAUAUUUGUCUUGGGUAAGCCUCCACGUAGCCCAGUGAUGUCUAGGAGAUCCUGCGGCUCGCCUGUCAGAGGGCUCAGCGGUUCCCACAGGGUAGGGUCAAAACACCCCGCCUUGAGCCGGACACCCUGGCCACCGCCCACACUCCCAGGGGGCUGGCUCUCCCUUAGUUGUCAUUGCUGUGCUUUGCCAGUAAAGUAGGGCUUAUAGAGGCACCCUCAAGAUAAAGUGACCGACUGAUGACAAGCUAUGAAGUCAGAUCAACACGAAAAUCCUAUGCUAAGUCUUUGGGCAAUGUGCUUCCCCUUUAUGUGGGUGUGUAAGCUUUCCAAAAUGCAAAAAGACAUGAGUCAGCUCUCCACCCUACAAAUAAGGAUGUAGUGUAUGUUGUCUUCGACAUCUGUCUCCUGCCUCUAUGCAAUGUUCUCUGCAAAUCACUGCUUUCCAGUUACUAUUUUUAGUGCAAAGAACAAAGCUGUUGCCAAUCAUAUACUGAGCUCACACCCUUCCAGUCAUGCUUGCAUUUGUGUCAUUCAGUUUAUUUGGAUUUUUUUUAAACCCAUGAUCCUUGUUGCAAAAUAUCUUGUUGCUCUGGUGAUACAUGCUACAUUCGCUCUACGACCAUUUUCAAUCCAACCCUGCUGCUCAGAACUCUGGGGACUCCCAAUCUCUUGACAGCUUUGACUGAACUUAAAAGUCAGAUUACUUUUCCUUUAGCUACUGAGCUCUUUGGCAUCUACAGCACUUUAAAAUGAACAGAUUCUAAAUGGUACCAUCAGUUCUGAGGACGGCAGCCAAAGCGUGUGGGAAUUUUCAUCUCUGCAUACGCUGGGAUUCCUUUCACCAUUUCUAUUUUCAUGGACCCUAGUUCAACCUUAUCUGGUCUAUCACAUAACGGGUUCUGCAAGUUUUUAAGGGCUUCAUUGCAAAGAUUUCCUUUCCACUUAUAGAUACUUCUCUGUGUUGAUGCCGUUUUUGUGCUUUUUGCUUUGCAUAAUAAGACUUCGUUUUGUUUUUGAGGCACAGAUUUGUGUUGCCAUAGAGAAAGAGGAAUGUUGAUUUGAAGAGUCUUAGACUCCACUGAAAGACCUUCCAGAGCCAAAAUAAAAAGAAAGUUUUUUCCUCAAUUAAUGUGGCCCAUCCAUAAAUUUCCCAUGGGUCGAUGAGGUGGUAUGUUCUGGGUCACCUUAAGUUUUUUGUCUUUGCCAGAUUUUUACAUUAUGUGUUUGUAUGUUACAUGUGUUUGUGUGGAACAUAAACAUUCCUCGUUCUUUAGAUUUAUGCAAAAUUGUGUUUCACCUUCAUAAUUGAAGAAGGAAAAAUAAGCCUAUAUAUAUAGACAUGUUGUUAAGAGAAUUUCAUCUAAUUCUGGUUGGCAAGUACUACAGCUAAAAUUUUCUGGGAAAAAAAUUGACUUAAGAACUCUAGAACUGCUUAUAAUUCUUUUAAAGAUUUUUCCACAUUAGUAUUUAAAAUAAUAGUCAAUCCUUGAGAAUUACCUAAUAUUAGACAUAGCUAAUCCUCCGGAGAUGCCUCUGCAGAAGCACAGAUAAAUAGAUGGGUUUUGGAUACUGUAUCUCACCAUCUGAGAUAGGGAAGUAUAUAUUUUACUGAUACCAGAGAUUCUAGGAUAUUUCAAACCAGUUUCCUUUAUGAUCAGUGGUUUGAGAUUUGGUCUGGCUUUAAAAAUUAGCAUCUCUUUAACACCUGUCUCAUUUGUAUCCAUUUUUUGCAACAUUAAAAAAUAACUACACUAAACGAGAAAAAAAAAUGCUUGUUACAUGGCCAAGGAAAAGGUUAAAUAUUUAAGAUUUCAUGAAAAUACCACGAUGCUUCAUUGGAUUUUCUCAUUUUUAUUGUACUCUUAAGACUCAUCAAGGCAAUACAAGCAUGAUCUAAUUCUCGCUCAAAAUUUCCAGCGCGGUGUCUGGCAUCUGUUAACCUGAAAACCAUCUUCUUAAGUUCAGAGUUCAUGUGAGCCUCUCUGAAUGUCACAAAUGUAUAUUGUUCUAUAUUUAUUGCAAAACUGCUAAGAAGUUAUGAGUAAUAGAAAUGCCUGAGCAGAUAGUUAAAAUAGAAAUGAACACAGACCAAAAAUACUGGCGGCUAAAGAGUGAUCCUUUCUCAAGAAUAAAAAACGUGGGAAGGGAAAAACAUGG